CAUUGAUCCGCGUCCGCUAGAUUGCCCUGUAUUUCCGCCCGCGCUUCCUGCGACGCUCGUCUCCACCCAUAUAUCCGAAAUAGACUACCUGAGACCCCGGCCCGGGCACAAAUAAUUCCACGGGUCAAGGAGCCGUGAUCAUGGAGGCAGAGCAUCAGAGUGGGCAUAGCUCCGACCGGGAGAAUGAUACCUUUGAAGAUGCUACCCCCGCCACCGACGUCGCCGACGCCUCGGAGAUGGCUGCUUCCAACUCCCAUACCAGAUCGUUGAUCGGUCGUCGCUCCUCUUCCGGGUCCAGGUCUACUUCGACCAAGCGCGACUCGGAUGCCCCAGCUGUCGUGUCCCCGGUUCCCGUGCCUGUCGAGGAGGAAGCUGUCGCUGAACCUUCCGAGCCGUUUGAUUUCCACAAUGCCGACAUCGACGACGACUUCCACGACGUAGAUGACGAGGAUUACUUGAAGGAUAGGGAGAGCGAGGUGCCACCUGGUCCCAAGUCCCCACUUCCAAAGUCCCACAGAAUCUCGACCCAGGAUAUGGCCGCCAUGGACGAUGUAAACCUCAAUGAAGAGGGCAAGAAGUCCCGGCAGAAUUCCUACUCGUCGACGGUUGCGUCGCUUUCGCCAAAACCGCAGAGGGACUCCAACGACUCUCUGCCCCAAGUCUUCGCCAACCCAGUACCUGAGGUGCAACAGCCUCCGCCGCCUCCGCCGCCAAAGGAGCCUCCCGCGCCGACUCCACCGCCCAAGCGAUCACUCACAAGUCCGUUUGCAUGGCUGUCUCGUGGCUCGUCGGAAAAGAAGCAGAGUCCGUCGCCGAAAGCAGGCAGCCGACGUGGGACCAAUGCUUCGACGUUCACGUUGGGAAGCAAUCCCGAGCUUAAAAUUGGGGAUGGAGAAGAAAGUGUUGGGACGAGAAGUCACCGGUCGAGCCGUAACAGCUUGAAAGACAGGUUCAAGUUCUUGCGUAUGAGGGAGGAGGCAGGAAUCCCGAUUGAGGAGGGUGAAGAACAUCUGAACGGUGGCCUCAAGCCUGAAAAGCGCUCUGCAAGCUUUAGUGUCAUGAGCACUGAUGAGAGUGAAGGUGCCCCAGAUAUGGCUCGAGUAGCCUCGAGUCCUGGAACCAUGACCACACCUGCAAUCAACCCACAUCUCGCUCCCGGUACUGUCUCUGGUAUUGCCACUGCUCCUCCUGAAAACCCACCUCCCGUCGACUGGGACCUGUGGCAAUCAGUGGUGUACGAAGGGCCGGCAGCUGUGGCUCGCACCAGCGCCGAGGAACUGAAUGAGGCCAUACAGAGCGGUAUCCCGCAAGCCAUCCGCGGUGUUGUCUGGCAAGUUCUCGCCCAAAGCAAGAACGAGGACCUUGAGGUCGUCUACAGAGAGCUCGUCGCUAGAGGCACCGACAAGGAGAAGACGACUUCGAAUGCCCCACAGCUCAGCCGACAAGAAAACCCUAGUGGCACCCAAACCCCCAACGGCGCCCAAACCACCAACGGUCUCCAGCAUAAGGAUUCGGUAACUUCGUCAGCCUCAUCCAUUCAUUCGGGCUACUCCACCCCGGCCACAACAGCAACAGGUGGUGGCGUUGGUUCUCCUACCUCUAAUGGCAACGAUCCCCAGGCUGUCAACGGUGCAUCUGCAGCUCUUCUGGAAGCAAGAAAGAAGAAGGAAAAAGAAGAUGCCAUCGCUUUGUCGAAACUGGAAAAGCAGAUCAAGCGUGACAUGGGCGCGCGGACCAGCUAUUCCAAGUACUUGAUGGCUGCUGGUCUUCAAGAUGGUUUGUUUGGGCUGUGUAAAGCCUACGCUUUGUUUGAUGAGGCUGUUGGUUAUCCGCAGGGUGUAAACUUUGUCGCCAUGCCUUUGCUCUUUAACAUGCCUGAAGAGGAGGCUUUCUGUCUGCUCGUAAAAAUGAUGAACCAGUAUGGUUUGCGCGACAUGUUCAUUCAAGACAUGCCGGGUCUGCAUCUCCACCUAUACCAAUUUGAGCGUUUGCUUGAAGACUUCGAGCCAGCUCUUUAUUGUCACCUUCACCGGCGGGGUGUGACGCCACAGCUGUAUGCCACGCAGUGGUUCCUGACGCUUUUCGCCUACCGCUUCCCGCUGCAGCUUGUGCUUCGCAUCUAUGAUCUCAUCCUUUCUGAAGGCCUCGAAAGCGCCAUUUUGAAGUUCGGCAUCGUCCUUAUGCAGAAGAACUCAGAGACUUUGCUUGGUAUGCGGGAUAUGGGUCACCUGACAACCUUCCUGAAGGAACGCAUUUUCGACGUUUACAUCGACAAAUCGCCCUCGCAGUCCUCGCUCCUGGAGUCGGGCUUUUUCGGCUCUGCUGGUGGUGUUGACAAGGAGGUUUAUCGUGCCGACAUGAUGGUGCAGGACGCGUGCUCAAUCAAAAUCACUUCCGAAAUGCUGGCACAGUACACACUCGAGUGGAAGGAGCAGCAAAACGCGGAGAAGGCGCGCGAGUGCGAGCUGGAUAACCUGAAGCAGUCCGUGGCGUCGCUGUCACUCAAGGUUCGCACGUUGGAGGAGCGAGCGGAGAAGAGCGACACAGAGCACGUAGCCAUCGCCUCGGAGCUGGUGCGUACAAAGGUGGAGAACGAGACAUUGCAAGAUGAAAACGAAAGUUUCAAGACGCAGGCGCAGGAGCUGCGCAAGCUCCUGGAUACGCAGGCAGAGCAGAUAGAGGCGCGCAUGCACUCUGAGAUGGAGAUCGUUAUGAAGCGUAACAUGGAGGUGCAAGAGGAGAACCGCUCGCUGGAAGAGCAGCUGUCGGACAUGGAGCGGGUGCUGGUCGAGACGAAGAUGCAGUAUGCCCAGGUCAACUCGGACCACGAGAUGCUCAAGCAGAGAUGGAGUAGCGUGCAGACGCUGCUCAACAGCGGUUAAUACACCAGUCCCCGACCAACUGACAGAUAGACUCGGUUGUUGUUACUCAAUGGCUAACAACGCCUUACGACGACAUAUCACACCCUCAAGCACAGCAUCCCUACAUUACCAGCAUCAACCACAGCGGCAUAAGCGAGCGC
This is a messenger RNA of Aplosporella prunicola CBS 121167, 3022 nucleotides long. RefSeq lists its product as uncharacterized. Bases 141 to 2882 code for a protein of 913 amino acids. The transcript has 5 exons. The record is from RefSeq and is a predicted model, not a curated record. NCBI's taxonomy places the organism in Eukaryota, Fungi, Ascomycota, Dothideomycetes, Botryosphaeriales, Aplosporellaceae.